GACACAGCAGCAGAACCCUUCCGAUGGGACCUGUGCGUGACAUAGAACCCCCCCGCACGACGUUACGGGAGGACAGAAGAGGAUUGUCGGGAGGAGUGACAGCUUGCAUCGUCCUGGUCGUCAUCUUACUCCUGCUCCUGGUCCUCAGCUACGUCUGGAAACUUUAUAAACGUAACGGCAAGCAAGUGUUCCACCGAAAGCAGACGCAGCGUCAGUGGAUUGGACCCACGGGUGCAGCGAGCCAUGCAGUCUCCUUCCACCGAAACAAUAACGCCAACUUCAGACCAGUGUCCUCCCAGAGUGCGAACAGCAACGUGUACACAGACGGCCCGCCGAAAGACACGUUGUCUGCCUAUCCAGCUUUAGAACGAAGGGCUAAUGCCCCGCUCAAUCUCCGAGACAAUUCUUCGGACAGUGACUACGAUUUCUUCGACACCCACGGCCAACGACUGUAGAUCCAGGGCCCUCCUCCCGGGUAGGGUGAGUACAGAC
Molecule: messenger RNA, 492 nt
Organism: Chiloscyllium plagiosum (whitespotted bambooshark)
Lineage: Eukaryota; Metazoa; Chordata; Chondrichthyes; Orectolobiformes; Hemiscylliidae
Source: RefSeq, a predicted model, not a curated record